UUUCCAAAGUCGGAAGAGUGAUGAAGCUGCGGAAAACGACGAAGGCGAGCGUGAAAGCCACAAACAGACUCACUCAGCCGUUCACACACUCUCUCUCUCUCUCUCUUUCUCUUUCUCUCUUCACAGUUCCCAAAACAUUUCGAAAAUGCAAACCCUAACGCUCCUCGUCGUGGCUCUAACCAUCGCCGGACGAGGUUUCAACAGAGCGGCAGCCUUGGGAGGAAACACCAACAAUGUCUACUCGCCUUGCUCCGACACCAGAAUCCAGAGAUCCGAUGGAUUCACCUUCGGAAUCGCGUUCUCUUCGCGUGCUUCUUUCUUCCUGAACCAGACGGUUCUUCUCUCUCCAUGCGACCGUCGACUAACCCUGGCCGCCAUGAACUCUCAGCUCUCUAUCUUCCGUCCUAAGAUCGACGAGAUCUCUCUGCUCUCCAUCAACACCUCUGCCUUCUUCCCGGACAACUAUGGUGGAUAUAUGGUGGCUUUCGCUGGUCGGAAAUAUGCAGCUAGGUCUCCUCCGGCUUUUAUUGCUAACUCCACCUACACCGUUACCAGUUUUACUUUGGUGAUGGAGUUUCAGAAAGGUAGGCUUCAAAACCUCUUCUGGAAGAGAGACGGGUGUGCGUCCUGCAAGGGGAACUCCAACUUUGUGUGCCUCAACAAGCAAGAUUGUGCUAUCAGAACACCCAGCUGCAAAGGCCGAGGAGGCACUGUGGACUGCAGUCUCGGUAUCCAGCUUGCGUUUUCCGGGACUGACAAACACUUGGCGGUUCUUAACUCGUGGUAUGAAGUCGAGAACAUGAAGCAAUAUUCUCUUUACGGUCUCUAUUCCAACCUCAAGAGCUCUCUUACCAGUCAGUUCAACAAUUUCUUCUAAACCUUCCUUUUUUUUUCUUUUUAACAAGCUGUAUGGAAUGUAAAACCAAAUUUGCAGAAAUGGUUAUGGUAUGACCCGUAAUGUCCUUAUUCAAGUCAAUUCUUGUUUGGCUCAACCA
Brassica oleracea var. oleracea is the source of this 995-nucleotide messenger RNA. RefSeq lists its product as uncharacterized. The transcript is spliced from 3 exons. Gene Ontology annotation, biological process: tRNA wobble uridine modification; protein histidyl modification to diphthamide. The record is from RefSeq and is a predicted model, not a curated record. Gene Ontology annotation, molecular function: metal ion binding. Gene Ontology annotation, cellular component: cytosol; nucleus. The coding region runs from base 146 to 877 and encodes 243 amino acids. Lineage: Eukaryota; Viridiplantae; Streptophyta; Magnoliopsida; Brassicales; Brassicaceae.